Calidris pugnax (ruff) is the source of this 2769-nucleotide messenger RNA. RefSeq names its product photoreceptor outer segment membrane glycoprotein 2. Gene Ontology annotation, biological process: visual perception. The record is from RefSeq and is a predicted model, not a curated record. The coding region runs from base 86 to 1180 and encodes 364 amino acids. The transcript has 3 exons. Lineage: Eukaryota; Metazoa; Chordata; Aves; Charadriiformes; Scolopacidae. Gene Ontology annotation, cellular component: membrane.
UCUGCUGCAUGCCUUGGAUACAUGCUCCUAAUCAGCUUACGAGCUUUCCUUGACCUACGCUUCUUUUCCUGACGUUGAUCUGACUAUGGCUGUCCUCAAAGUAAAAUUCACCAAAACUAGAAGGGACAAAUUGGCUCAGAUCUUAUGGAUCCUCAACUGGGUUUCUGUUGUGAGUGGGAUAAUUCUCUUCAGCCUUGGCCUCUUUCUGAAAAUAGAGAUCAAGAAACGCAACGAAGUGAUGGCAAAAGGGGACAUUAACUCUGUCCCCAACAUGUUGAUCUCUGUAGGGGUCAUAGCAUGUAUCAUCAACUUUCUGGGUGGCAAAAUCUGCUACGACUGCUCAGAUGCCAACAAGUUCUCUCGGUGGAAACUAGUUAUGCUCCCAUACAUCGUGUGUACCUUCUGUUUUACCUUCUGCAUCCUGGUGGGUGCUCUCAUGUGCUAUACCAUGAGGAACGAGCUGGAAGAGUCUCUCUAUCUGGGACUGAGGGAUGCUAUGAAGUUCUAUAAGGACACGGACAUACCUGGACGAUGCUUCUUAAAGAAAACAGUGGAUCUGUUACAAAUUGGAUUCCAAUGCUGUGGAAACAAUGGCUUUAGAGACUGGUUUGAAAUUCAGUGGGUGUCUCCUCGUUAUCUGAAUAUGGCUUCCAAGGAAGUUCUGGACCGUCUAAAGAGCAACGUGGAUGGCAAGUUCUUGGUGGAUGGGGUACCCUUCAGCUGCUGCAACCCCAGCUCCCCGCGGCCCUGCAUCCAGUACCAGCUGACCAACAACAGCGCCCACUACAACUACGAUUUUCUGACGGAGGAGCUCAACAUCUGGGUGAAGGGGUGCAGAGAGGCCCUGCUGGAUCACUACACGGCCAUUAUGAGGUCCAUCGGCAUCGCGGCGUUGCUUAUUUGGUGGUUUGAGGUCUCUGUGCUUAUCGGUGUCCGGUACCUGCAAACAGCAAUGAAGAAUGUCCUUCUGCUGGGAGAUCUGGAGGGCGAGUCCGACGGUUGGUUACUAGAAAACAGCUUUGUGGAAACUGCCAAAUACAACAUCAAUAUCAUUAAGAACCUCGGCAAAGCCAAUCAGAUCUCCACCGUCUCAGGCAUGAACGACCCCAACAUUGACGUUCAAAGCACAAACUGUGGCAAAACCAAUGUUACAACAAAAUCCAUCCCAGCAGCCAGCUAGGUAAGUCCUCCAAGGAGGGACAUCACACGUGUAGCUUUGACAUAUUACUGUCACCAGAUUUUUCACUGAUGGGGGAAAAAACAGGUGGUGAACCCAAUAAGACAACUGAACAGAGCACGGACUGGUGACAGCUCCAAAAAUGUUGGUAUUUCUUUGACUGGGCGCAUUUUUACUCAUUCUUUUGAAAUCGCUGAUUUUCACUCCUGCACAAAACCAACUUUUGGAAUUUUAUUUUCCUCUCUUUUUCUCCCUUGCUUACAGACUUCUAUCAUGGUCCAAAUACAUCAGAAUAAUCAUUAUGCACGACCAAAUGUUCCAGAUAGGGGUACUCUACAUCUACUAACCUGCAGAUCGGUCUACUAUGUACCAACAGAGUCUGUCAUUGCAUCUGUAGAAAUCCCAGCAGCAGGGAAACCCCCAAAGGAAAUCCCCAAAGGAAAUCCCACCAGAUAAAGAGACCAAAAAAAAGACAAAACCUGUGAAAUGAAAACUCUGUUAGUCCAAGUUAGGAUAGAGGAAGUUUUUGCCCAAUUAUACAUAUUUUCCAGCCCUUCUAACAGAACCUACCAGCCAGGUGAAACUAGGUUGGAGACAAUGAAAGUAACAUAAUGUGUUUAACUUUUUUUUUUUCCCAAAAUAGUGUGAAUUAUCUCCUAAUUUUUCCCCGCUCCGUAGUUCAGAGAAAGCUGCCAAACCUCCCUGAAGGUCCAUGGCUACUGCUGAAAGGAGUUCUGGGCUCAAGAAAACUAACUGAUAGCUCAUACCAGGAUAUCUGAAAUUUCAAGUAGCACGUGACAGCACAAGUUUUAAUGCAAGCAGAUACUUGCUGUGAAACUAAUAUUGACGAUCCUAGGUGCUGUAGAGCUCCUCAUUUCCAAAGCACUUACACAGAUCCAGGGGGUGGAAGAUAGGGAUUGUUUGGAACCGAUGAAGACAAAGAUCAAUGGAUCUCCCAUCACAUUCCUGGUACAGUGCUCAGGAACGUUGUCAAUGCUUGGAGUAAAAGCCUUCUGCAGCCAAGACACUUGUAGUUACCGAUACAGAAUAAAGGAUAAAAGACCAAAUGAAGUAUUUUACUUGUUACUGUUGUGAAUACUACAUUGUUUGACCGUAACUCUGGAUGGUUUGUGCAUUCUUCGUGCAUAAUCAAGUAAAAGAAGUUCUAUCACUGGGAUAUUCAAAGCAGAACUAUUCCUGCUUUUGAAAUUGCAUGAAAGUAACAGUAAGAAUUCAAAAUUCCUUCACCUGUCUAAACAAUGUUGUUUUCCAUAACACUAGAAUAAGCAAAAAUUCUACUGUAAGAAGAUACUGUAAAUAAAGUGUGUGAUGUAAAAACCUAUACUGUAAUUCAAGCAGGUUAUAGACACAAUCGUUAUUUUAAAUGCAAUUGCUUCACUGCUUAAAACUUUAGGCAUAUCCUUAAGUAUGUUAAAAAUAAAAAAGGACAGGUGGGAUCUGUCUACAGCAGCAGCUUGUAGCGGGUGUUUUGCAAAAGGCACAUAAGACGCCUUUAAAACAGAUCAUUAAAAAAUAGUUUUUCCUGGAAUCCUCCUGCUUCCAGGAAACAGCAGUUUGGGACUUGGUCUGAC